Colletotrichum higginsianum IMI 349063 is the source of this 1626-nucleotide messenger RNA. RefSeq lists its product as uncharacterized. The transcript has a single exon. The record is from RefSeq and is a predicted model, not a curated record. The coding region runs from base 1 to 1626 and encodes 541 amino acids. Lineage: Eukaryota; Fungi; Ascomycota; Sordariomycetes; Glomerellales; Glomerellaceae.
AUGACUUCUGAGUACCCCGUGUUGAAGGAGGUAAUCGACAUUGUCAAAGGGUUCGACAAGCAACCGAAUCCCGAGAACUGGGACUAUGAGCGAUGCCCCGCAGACAAGAAGACAUCCAUUGGUCGUUGCAGCAUGAUACUCAAGUCAGCUAACAAAAAGAGAGCCAACGAGCUCCUCGUUCACUUCAAGCUGUUGAAGGAAUGUCCUGCGACCGAGGAGUUUCUCAGCCAGCUCAAGGAUUUUCUCUAUAUAUCUCACUGCCAGCAUCAUAGAACCGACGUAAUUAGCAGUUUCGAAAGAUGGAGGCACCUACACGCCAAAUCCUCUAUUUCCAUGACUGGUCAAGAUCCAUCCAAUUUCAAGGACAAAUCCGACGAUAGCUCAUUAUAUUUCGAUGCAAAAUCCAUAAGCCUAGCGACGUCUUCCACCACCAGUGACCCGGCGUCGUCCGAAUCAACGAGCCCUGACGAAGAUUCAAAGUUCGCACAGGUUGAGGUAGUCACGGACGGCAUCUCCACUAUGGUCAUCGCCUCUGCCGGCAUCAAUUCCAGCGAUGCUCAGGAUGGGAAGCGUGAGCAGGUCCUAGACACUGGCCUGGCCACAGAGGGUAUCUCGACUUUGGCUGUUGCCUCUGCCAGUAUCAUUCCAGAUGACGCCAACGAUGAAAGACCUCAGCAAAUGAUCGGUCUUGGCCUGGUCACUCCCCGCCGAAAGAAGUCAAUCCAAGAGGACUGUCGAGUCAUCAAUGAGAUCUACAAAGACCUGACUGCAAAGCAGACAAAACAUGGAAUCGUCUAUGUGCUCAGGCAUGUCAAACAUGAGGGCCUAUACAAGAUUGGAUGGACGCAAACGACAGUGAAGGACAGACUGAACCAGUCAGGGAACUGCUGCAAGUCCAACACGACAACCGUCUACGAAUCUCCCGGAGAGCAAUUCCCUGGGGCGGCCAAGGUUGAGAAGCUCGUCCACGAAAUGCUUCGCUUCCACAACGUCAAGGUAUCCGAGUGUGCCUAUUGUGAAAAGGGUCACAAUGAGUGGUUCAAGGCGCCAAAGGAAACGGUUUUGAACCAUAUCAAGGUCAUGGAGUGUUUUGUCAAGUUACCCGCGUACACGUCCGAAAACGGCGAACGCUGGAAGCUUUCGGGUCCUGCCUACGACAUCGUCAGACGGAUGACCAACAUCACGCCUGCGAUGAUUCACAUGGCGAUGGCGGGCAUUGAGGAUUUGGUCGAGACAAAGUCGGAAACGGUUACGGAAGUCACAGAGAUCUUUGUCUCGCCCGACCCCCAAGACCUUGAGGAUAGGGAGGGCCAGAGACCCUUGGAUGAGGUGGACGUCGAUGACCGCGGAGAGGCCACAGAAAAACCCAAAAAGUCUGUGGGUGCAGCAGCUGGUAGAUUUGUGAAAGAGAGCAAAGACAAAGUUCACCGCUUGCGAGCAGGCUUCAACAGCGGCAAAGUGCGAAACAUCGAAGAAGUUGUCGACGAUAUUUUACACAUCAUGUAUCCCCAGGAGCUCCAGACUGGGAAAAUCAAUCCCGGUGACAGGAUAUGGGCUGGACUAUCUCAAUUGGAGAAGAGAUUGAAGCGCGAGAUCAAAGACUUCAGGGAAGAAUCGAAACGCUAA